Rhopalosiphum padi (bird cherry-oat aphid) is the source of this 486-nucleotide messenger RNA. RefSeq lists its product as uncharacterized. The coding region runs from base 1 to 486 and encodes 161 amino acids. The record is from RefSeq and is a predicted model, not a curated record. The transcript has a single exon. Lineage: Eukaryota; Metazoa; Arthropoda; Insecta; Hemiptera; Aphididae.
AUGGCAUUAGUUGACGCAAACUAUAUGUUCACCUAUGUCGAUAUUGGUUGCCAAGGUCGCUUAAAUGACAGUGGGGUUUUUAAAAACACGUCUUUGUGGCAUAAAUUAGAGGCAAAUGAAAUAAUGUUGCCAUUAGAUGAGCCACUCCCCUCAAAAACAGAAUUAAUGCCUUAUGUAUUCAUAGGAGAUGGUGCAUUUUCAUUGGGAAGAAAUAUGAUGAAGCCAUACUCAGGAGUUCACGAAAAAGGCAGUAUGAAACGGAUAUUUAAUUACCGAUUAUCAAGAGCUCGACGGAUCGUCGAAAAUGCGUUCGGAAUUAUAUCGUCUGUUUUUCGUGUUUUCCGAAAACCUAUUUUACUGAACGAACAGAAAGUUACCGAUAUAACAAUGACGUGUGUAUUAUUACACAACUUUUUGAGGAAAAGCAAAACUUCUAAAUCAAGUUAUUCACCCCCGGGAACAUUUGAUUCAGAAAAAGAAAAUUAA